UUAGGGGUAGAACAUCAUAAAUGUGUUCGAUGUGUUCCACUUGGUCUGUGGUAUAUCCCCCAAAAAAUGUUUCCUUUAAGGAUAACUGGGUCUGGGUUCUUAUGGGUUAAUAAAACAAUGGACAUGUAACAAAUUGUAUUUUUUAUGCUGAAAAAGCUCCUGAAUCUUGUCGUUGGGUUUCUGCACCCUGACAUCUCCGCCUGCAGCCCGGACUCUGCAGGUCCCUCCUGCAGUGGCCUCUCGGGCGGGGCUCCCGAGUCCCUAUAAGAGAGCAGCAGGUCCGGUCUGUGGAGGGAGAAUCUCCUGUGGACCCGCUGACACCCUCUACUCCUCCAGUCCUGAUCCGCCGCCUCCUGCCGGGACCUCCGCCCCCCUGUACCGGGACCAGCACCAUGGAUAGCUCCGGGAUGCUCCGCGGGCUGCUGUUCGUUGGCCUGCUGUCCGUCACCUGUCACGGCCAGGCGUCACAGGAAGUCUCCGCAGAGGACUUUGGAGCGGACAAACCCGAGCCGGCCGCGGACAGAGACCUGAUUGAAGCUCUGGAGGCUCUGCUGGGCAGGAUGCACAACAGGGUUUCCUCCACUGAGAAAAGAGGAAGCAUCCCACUGUGUGGGAUGGGCGACCGCUGUGCCAUGAAGUUCGGGCCUCGCAUCGGGAAGCUGUGUGACUGCGGCAGAGGAGCAAACUGCAACUCAUACCUGCUCAAGUGCAUCUGAAGCUAUGAGGACUUUUUCUUUAUUCCCACAAACACAGCCUCGUUUCUGCAGGACCAAACAUCCUUUAACAACCUCCGCAGGCUUCCAUAAACUGACUGACUCUCUUGUUACUGUCGGCCUCUAAUAUCAUAAUUUAUAUCCGUUAUGCAUCGGUGUUGUUCUGGCAGCUGCUGCCUGAAGAUAAGCAUGGAUUUUGUAUUGCUGACAGUCCUGAUAAUGUACUGUAGCAUGUAAAUGUUCAAUAAACAUAUU
Messenger RNA from Centropristis striata (black sea bass), 968 nucleotides. It is a transcript of the gene cartl, whose product is annotated as cocaine- and amphetamine-regulated transcript-like. Gene Ontology annotation, molecular function: neuropeptide hormone activity. The record is from RefSeq and is a predicted model, not a curated record. Lineage: Eukaryota; Metazoa; Chordata; Actinopteri; Perciformes; Serranidae. The transcript is spliced from 3 exons. Gene Ontology annotation, biological process: cellular response to starvation; negative regulation of appetite; G protein-coupled receptor signaling pathway. Bases 393 to 716 code for a protein of 107 amino acids.